GGGGACACGGCGGGAGCUGCGGCGGGCGCGGGGCUAACAAAAACAAAAAAUAAAGACAGGAAGGAAUGGAGAAAGCUCGUUGCUGGCGGUAACGGUGGGGGCAGAUCUGCCGGCUUCGGAGCUCGUGCAUUUCCCGGUCUCGGUACAGCCACCUAGAGAAGAUGACAGAUUUGGUGGCUGUUUGGGAAGUAGCUUUAAGUGAUGGUGUUCAUAAGAUUGAAUUUGAACAUGGGACCACUUCAGGAAAGCGUGUUGUCUAUGUUGAUGGAAAGGAAGAAAUAAGAAGAGAAUGGAUGUUUAAAUUAGUGGGUAAAGAAACAUUCACUGUUGGAGCUACUAAAACUAAAGCUGCUAUUAACAUUGAUGCAGUCAGUGGCUUUGCAUAUGAAUAUACCUUGGAGAUCAAUGGAAAGAGUCUCAAGCAGUAUAUAGAGAACAGGUUAAAAACAACCAAUACUUGGAUAUUGAACUUGGCAGGUACAGACUAUAGAAUUGUCCUAGAAAAGGACACUAUGGAUGUGUGGUGCAACGGUCAAAAAAUGGAAACAGCGGGUGAAUUUGUGGAAGAUGGGACUGAAACUCACUUCACUGUUGCUGACCACAGCUGUUGCAUUAAGGCUGUCAGUAGUGGGAAACGAAAGGAAGGAAUUAUUCAUACCCUUAUUGUGGACAACAGAGAAAUCCCAGAGGCUGUGGAAUAGCCUCUGCUUAACUGAUUAGGGUAGGACUAAGAUCAGGAAUUUUCAAUUACUGUGGUAAUUAUUUUAAUAUGUACUACUUGGUACAUCUAGUUUGUGCUGGGUUUAUUUUCUAGUUUCUGUACACAAAAUUAUUCUUUUUGAGACCAGAUGAAAAUAAUUACGUACAACCUCUUAUAUUACCUGUUUUUUAAAAAAAGCUAUAUAUAUAUAUAUAUAUAAAUAUAUAGAAUAUAUAGCAUAUCACUACGUGUGGAGAACACUGGUGAAACAGAAAUUCUAUGUCAGGAAAAAUCAUGCUAUAAUAAAAUGAAAGAUAAAUAUUCAGUAACACUGAAUCCUUAACUGCAGGUGGAUGUGGAGUGAAGAGAAAGCCUGUACUGGACACGGGAGUAAGAUGUUAAAAGCUUUCUCUAGAGUUAUUUUUUCUAUUAAACUGACUAUGGACCUUUUCACAUACAGUUAAGGGAAAUUACAUAGUUAAUAAAAAGGUUAAUAAUUAAAUACAUAGUUAUCAAUACUUGUGUUACAGUAUUAAAUUAAUACUGAGUUAUGAAAACUGUUCUCUAUUCCCACUAGGAGCAAGAUGUUACAUUGUGCCAAAAAUAACAUUCCUUUCGGUGGUCUGGAAAGUGAUGCUGUAGUUCAGAAACUCAUUACUGAGUUUUUUCAAAAAAGAAAAUAGAAGAAAAAAAUAAUUCCUGCCAUGAAACCCCUUAAAAAAUAUCUCUUGGAGCAUGCUGACAUAAGAACUUACCUUUGUUCAGUGCUAACCAAUCUUAAAUGUACAACUGUGUGUUUUUAUGGCAGUAAUGUGUGAAUCAAGAAAUAUGAGGACCAAGGGGACAGAAAUGGAAAACAGUUGAUUACUUUAAUGGAAUAGUUAAAAUGGAAAUAGACUAAUUCUGUUUUCAGAAUUGCAGCAUAAUUUCUAAGAGCAACCUUUGGACUUGAGAGCAAAACUCUUGUGUUAAUGACUCAAACUACAAAACUACCUUUGAAACAGCAAGCAUAGCUAAUCUCAAAAAUAAUUUUUAAAAAACCCCAAAUAUGAAUAUAUUAAUCUAAAAGUUUGUUUUGCAAUGGUUGAAAAAUAUUUCCACUUGUAACCUCAGAAUUCAGAAUUAAACUUUUAUAACUUAA
Molecule: messenger RNA, 1841 nt
Organism: Melospiza melodia melodia
Lineage: Eukaryota; Metazoa; Chordata; Aves; Passeriformes; Passerellidae
Gene: FAIM
Product: Fas apoptotic inhibitory molecule
Exons: 5
Coding region: 162-701 (179 amino acids)
Biological process (GO): negative regulation of extrinsic apoptotic signaling pathway via death domain receptors; positive regulation of neurogenesis; canonical NF-kappaB signal transduction
Source: RefSeq, a predicted model, not a curated record